Messenger RNA from Prunus dulcis (almond), 1771 nucleotides. Its product is annotated as formin-2-like. The record is from RefSeq and is a predicted model, not a curated record. The transcript has 2 exons. Lineage: Eukaryota; Viridiplantae; Streptophyta; Magnoliopsida; Rosales; Rosaceae. Bases 148 to 1548 code for a protein of 466 amino acids.
CAACCAGAAAGAAACAAAAAAAGUGUAUAAUGAAUGCUGUAGAGAAUAUUUAUAUCAGCUAUAAGCCUCAGGAAUUUAUAUAAAAAGGCAACCUACAUCUACUCAUUCUUAGAGUUAGAGUUGCUCAGAGGCAAUAGAUGCUCUAAAAUGUCUUGGUUUUUUACAGUACUCUUUUUGAUCAGUGCUCUCUCACUAAGUACUCCCUCAGAAGCUAGCCAUGAGAAGAAGACCCCAUCUGCAGUUGUUGUAGGCACUGUCUACUGUGACACAUGUUUCCAAGCAGAAUUCUCACAUGCCAGCCACUUCAUUUCAGGGGCUUCUGUUGGUGUUGAAUGCAAAGAUGGGAGUUCAAAACCAAGUUUCCAGACAGAAGUGAAAACAGAUAGCCAUGGAGUGUUCAGAGUUCAACUGCCUUUCUCUGUUAGCAAGCAUGUCAAGAAAAUUGAAGGGUGUUCUGUGAAAUUAAUCAGCAGCAGUGAACCAUAUUGUGCUGUGGCCUCAACAGCCACUUCAUCUUCACUGCAUCUCAAGUCAAGAAAGCAAGGAACACACAUUUUCUCAGCUGGGUUCUUCACCUUUAAGCCUCUAAAGCAGCCAAGCCUAUGUAACCAAAAACCAAGCAUUCAAAACUCCAAGGAAUUCAGUUCUCAGAAAUUCUCAUUUCCUCCAACUGAUGAGCUCACAUUUCCACCACCAACUCAAAACCCCACAAUACCUGAUCUUCCAUCUCUUCCUACACUCCCUUAUCUUCCACCAUUGCCACUACUUCCUCCUCUCCCUCCCCUUCCAGGACUUCCAGGAAUUCCAGGAAUUCCAGUUUUACCCCCCAUUCCUGGUAAAACUACAGAGGCGGGGCAACUAACUCAAAACUCCACAAUACCUGAUCUUUCUCCUCUUCCUACAGUCCCUUUUCUUCCACCAUUGCCACAACUUCCUCCUCUCCCUCCCCUUCCAGGAAUUCCAGGAAUUCCAGUUUUACCCCCCAUUCCUGGUAAAACUACAGAGGCAGGGCAACUAACUCAAAACUCCACAAUACCUGAUCUUUCUCCUCUUCCUACAGUCCCUUUUCUUCCACCAUUGCCACAACUUCCUCCUCUCCCUCCCCUUCCAGGACUUCCAGGAAUUCCAGGAAUUCCAGUUUUACCCCCCAUUCCUGGUAAAACUACAGAGGCAGGGCAACUAACUGAUAAAAAAGUAGCCCACCCAGAUACUUUCUUCCCAGCAAACCCAUUUCAGCCACCAUCAAUUUUGCCUCCAAAUCCACUUGUGCCACAGCCAACUCCACUUAUCCCCAAUCCAUUUCAGCCUCCACCAGCACCAUUAAUUCCCAAUUUGCCCCCAAUACCAGGUUUUACUCCACCAGCAGGCCCAACACCAUUGAUUCCCAACUUGCCACCUAUACCUGGUUUUACUCCAUCACCAUCACCACCACCACCAUCUUUCCCAUUCCUCCCUCCAUUACCAUUCCCACUCCCAUCUAUACCUCGCAUCCCUGGAAUCCCACCUGCUUUUUCUUCUUCUUCUUCAAAGCAAACUACUUCUCCUUGAUAUUAAACAGAAGUGAUUUAACUAUAUAAAUCAUGUUUAAUUAACUCUCAAAUAAUGUCUUUCACAUGUUGGUUAAGUUUGUAUGUAUAAAUUCUUGUAUGGGUUGUGCAAUUAUCAGAAGCAUAUGUAGUAGGGCUUGUAAGUUUAUACUUCGUAAGGAGCAUGUAGUCGACACAGAAUUAUUGUACUUGGAAUAAAGCUAUGGUUCUCAUCAUCUGACAAA